Molecule: messenger RNA, 1455 nt
Organism: Lachancea sp. 'fantastica'
Lineage: Eukaryota; Fungi; Ascomycota; Saccharomycetes; Saccharomycetales; Saccharomycetaceae
Source: the annotation of a GenBank genome assembly
AUGUCCCAAGAAACUGUAGAUACCUUUAUGGCGAUCACCGGCGCCGAAAAUAGUGAAUUGGCUCAGCAUUUCUUGGAAAUGGCUGGUGGGAACCUUGAAACCGCUAUCUCGCUCUUUUUUGAACAUGGUGGCAAUGCUCAAUUGACAAAUAGAGGUUCGGCCAAUGCAAAUCCGGAGCUUCCUGCACAGUCCCAAUUCUCACCAGCACCAGUUCAAGAGAGCUAUAGGGCACCAGAUGAAGCCCGGCAUGAGACUUUGGUCGACACGCAUGUAUUCCCGUCAGUUUACGGUGGUGUAGGAGGCCGGUUUGGUCCAUUACGUCAAGCAAGAGGCAUGUUCGAUGAAACUCGUUCACGAGGAGUCUUCAACCAGCAAUUGGAAUCGGAUGCUGAAGAAAACUCAGAGUUUUCCGAAGAAGAGGAUUUCAGACCUUCGUAUGAAUACGUGGAAGAAACUGUGAUGGAAUUAGACGACGACGGGAGCAUACAUGAAGUCACAAAACUAGUUCGCAAACCUCGAGAAAUGACCAAGGAACAGAAGUUGGCUAUGCUUUUCAGGCCGCCCUUCGACGUGAUGGCGAAAAUCGACUUGGACGGUGCCAAACUUCGAGGACGUGAAACGCAAAAAUGGAUCAUGAUCAACAUUCAAGCAGUUGAAAUUUUCCAAUGCCAAGCUCUGAAUCGAGAUGUUUGGUCCCACAAAGACGUGAAAAGACUUAUCAAGCAAAACUUCAUUUUCUUGCAAUAUCAAUAUGACUCUCCAAAUGCUAGACCGUAUGUCCAGUUUUAUGGUCCACACACCAAAGACGAUUUGCCUCAUGUUGCCAUUUUGGAUCCCAUCACGGGAGAACGGGUCAAACAAUGGAACAGAAACAUACCCGAUCCUUUGGAUUUUGUCAAGGACGUAGAGGAGUUUUUGUCACAGUUCUCGUUGCAUCCUGGCUCCACGAACCCUACUGUCAGGGAGCCCACUCCAGAUCUAGACCCGACUUUGCUGUCCGAGGAGCAGCAAAUGGAAUUGGCCAUCCAAGAGUCUCUUGGCCGCGACCAGUCUGAACCAGUGAAAGUGGAUCAAGAAGCACCCAUCCCAAUGGAUACCGAAGUCGAUAACACAGAUUUGGAGGCUCACAAUGAGAGUGAGGAGGACCCAUACAAAGCGCUUUUCGAUACCAUAAGCCCUCGUGACCACCCUGAGCCCGCUAAUGAACCUGGUGUGACGACUCGCGUUCAAAUACGGACCGGUGACGGACGCAGGAUCGUGAGACGGUUCCAAAGCAAGCGAGACACAGUUCGAGUAAUUUUCGAAGUCGUCAAGAAUAGUGUUGAGGGCUUCCAGAACGAAUACUUUACCAUUAGCGAUCAUGCCAGAGAGAAUCUGCUGAACAAGCUGGAUCAAACCAUAGAGGAAGCAGGACUAAACAACAGCUCCUUACUUCUCGAACUAGUGCAAGAUUGA